AGUGUGUGAGACUGUUAAUUGGUGAAUGAGUUGCUUGCUUGCGCGUGGAAUCGGUGGCGCACACACAGUGUUUGUUGUUAUGCCUGGCUCGGUGGUUGAUUGGGCUCAUUUUCCAUUACUAGACGAGGUCCAUCUCAUACACUGGUUUGAAUCUUUGCCCAUACAGGCUAAAAUCGAAAAGUCAUAUACUCCCUCCGUUCCAAAUAAGUGAUGUGGAUUCUAUAAAAUACACGUCACUUAUUUCGGGACGGAGGGAGUACUUUAUUUUAUUGCAUUGGUCCCUUGGUCAGGAUGAUAGGAUUAGCUUUGUGGUGCUAUCCUCACAUGUGGCUGGCACACCUGGUAAGGCUAGGAUGUAAUAGUUGUACGUAUUUUGCUACUGCUGUAUGACUUACUGGAGAUCAAAUCAAGACAUAUCAUAUAUCUAGGAGCUUUAUGUUUUGAGUAUUGCUAGUCCAAUCUUAUGUACGGAGUAUUUGACACAAGUAGUAGUCAGUUGCAAAAGUUAUAUUGCAUAAAAUGUGUACUGACAUGUACAACAGAGUGAAGAGCCCAUGGCGAGCACCAUCCUUAACUGCACGGAUGUAAAUUGAAUAGGGAUAAUGUGAUGAAAUUUGAAACAUCAAGAAAAUGUAAACGUAAAUUAUUUAGAGGACAGUAAGAGAUUAAUUUGGUUAUUAAGAGGGUAACUAGUGCGUGAGUGAUUUAUGGACGCAAGGUUUCAAAUUAUUUUCUCAUUUAUGGAUGCAAGGUUUCAAAUUAUUUUCUCAUCCAUCAGAUCAUUCUUUAGUUUUUUUAUGGACUACAUUGGUUUGAUCAAAUCUUAACUCAUGGUGUUUUAUAUUUUAUUGGUAUAGAAAUAUCUAAGUUACUGGACUAAACUAAGGACCUCAACGGAAGCUUAUGUAGAUUUUCUACUUUUCCAUUUUCCUUCUUGUUUAUCAAUCACCAAUCAAGACAAGCCAGGCUCUUUCAUCAACUGAUUGAAGAUCAGUUAGUCCACAGUAGUUUUUCUUUUACGGCAAAUCUCAACAAGGUUAAUUGUUGCUGGUGUAGGAGAUGAUUUAUUACCAUCAUGAAGUCCGAUUCUAUUUGUGUAGCACAUUACUCAAUCAACUGCAAGUGCUAGGUAGCCUAGGAUGCUGGUUUAUUCCUUUGGUUCCUAUUUUUAUCCUGUGAUAUGAGCGGUGCUAGUGAUUCCAUUCGGUGCUAACAUGCAUGUUAGUGGCAGACUCUGGUGGUCUUUUCUUCUCAUCCUGUCAGUGUCUCACUAUAAACAAAAAUAAACAGGUUCGUGUGACCUAUAACUCCCUCCACCCACGCACAAAGAAUAUAAAAAAUAAAGAAAUAGAAUUCUAUAUAAAUCUUGUGGGAGUUCUGUUUGGUAGGAAUCUGGCAUAAAUAUUGGUCUUACAGGAAAUGUAAGAAAACAGAAUGCCCUUGAGAAAAGAUCGAAACAUGAAGAAACAAAGGAAACUGGAGUUUCUCUUCAUUACUUUACUCUUUGGGAUUUGCUUAGUUUGCCACUGGACAGUUGCUCAUGUUCUUAAAUGCCAUUGCAAAACCGUCACUUCUUGUAUCCUACUACUCAAAACUAUAUGCCAGCCAUCCCCUCCCAUGAACUCUCCCUCUUCACUCUAUCCAUCCAUCUUUGUCUGACUGUCUCCCUUGCUAACUCCCCACUUACUACUCCCUCCGUCCCAUAUUAAGUGACUCAAAUUUGUUCAAAUAUGGAUGUAUCUAUGUCUAAAAAGCGUCUAGAUACAUGUAAUAGAAAGUCACUUAAUAUGGGAUGGAGGGAGUACCAAUCUAUGCUGAUACUGUUCGCCAAAUCCACUUCCAUGGAUGGUGUUUGUGCAAGGGAUAAGGCAAAAAAGAAACCAUAGCUCCACGGUUAUCAUUUUUUCCGUUUAAAUAAAACUAGCCGACAUAAAUAAUUUUAUUUUUUUGAAACUACUCUUUGUGUCCUAUUUUGUACAAUUGUUCAUUGAAUGACUUCUUUUAAAAAAGAACUUAGCCAUCAACCUUUACAUCUUUAAUCGUUGUAUUUGUGAACCACCUUAACUAUUUUUCCUUUUGUUAGUUGAUACUUGCUGAUUGAACUUAUGUUAGACGAUUUUCAUUGUUGUUAACUUAGUGCCAUUGAAUGCUCCGUUUUAUGCUCAAGAUGCAUAUCAUUGUGGAGUGUUUCUUUUUCCCCCUUUUCUGAAUCAGACGAGUUCCUUGUGAAACCACUGCAUAUGCAGAGCCCAUGAAGGGUACAUAUAGGUUACAGAUCCUGCUGGGCCUCUCUCCCUCACUUUCCUUGGAACAGGAUCUCGUCAUGCUUCAAGAUUUUUUUCUUGCCUUGGGUAAUUGUUACAGUGACUAGGUUUGUGGUACCUGCAGCCUCUACUGCAUUACUAAAUCUCUUUACAUAGUUUAUCAACGGGACCCUUGAUAGAUUUGGAUUAUUUUUUAUUCUUUCUACAAAAUGCCGGAGCACUUAGGCCACUGGAAUGGCAAAUAAUUUCUGAUGUUACCCUCAACUUGGCUUCAUGCUUGGGACACUGUACUCUGUAUGUUAUAUAUUGGACUUUAGUUAGUCUUCUUAAUGUACAUUAAUAUUUUGCUAUUUAAAUAAAGAGAAAUGCAAAAGUAACUAUGGAAACUGCAGAAACUUGGAGAUUACUGAAGUGCAAUACUAUCCAUCUAGGGCUUUGCAUGCUCUAUGUGCCCAAAUGUACAGGCUUGACUGGUGAUGGUGUGGUGAAAAUCGUUCAACUUCUGGAUGAACAGAAUGGAAAUACAAAUCGUCUCCGGCUCCAUGGUAUUAGCAGAAUGACUAAGCAUCAUCUUGAUAUUAUCAACUCUCUCAUGUGCAAACGUAACCCACAAGUUAAAGAAGAUGGACGUCCACUUUUCUACAACCAUAGAGUCCAUGAAAUGCUCAACACUAAUGAUGAACGCCCUAUUGAUGUUGAUGUCUGCCCUAUGUGCAAAAACGUGAGGCUGGUAUUUGAUUGUACAAGGGAUGACUGUAGGAAAGCGGAGUACAGCUGGUGCCAAGGCUGGUGGUGUCGAGGCUGCUUGUUCUGCGUUGCUAGAUGCGAAAACUGUGGUGGCUGCAUUAGUUCAGAGGAUCUAAGUGACGCUUGUCUUGCUUGCUCAGACUUCAUGUGCCUGGCUUGCUGGCUUACGUUCCCAAAAUGUAGCACAUGCAAUCGGCCUUACUGUGAGAGGCAUGGACAUUUGAUGGUCCCUUUAUCACUGCCUGGCCAGUUUUCCUGCCACCAUUGCAUGGAGCUCAACUCCUCGCUCGAGAGACAGGAAGAAGGCUAUUAGAAGGGAAAUUAUGUUCAUCUUCUGUAACCACAAGUACUUGCGUCCGCAGAUAUGUAGCCAGUGUUUUUGCUCAGCAUCUACUUUUUUAGAUAAAGAAAAGCUCCUCAGGCCUCUGUUCUGGAACCAAAGAUGCACACAGCCAGAGCAUUUGCGUGCCUGAUGCGUUGAUCCUAUGAGAGAGUAAAAUGCACUAACAGUCCCUGCUUCGGCGCGCGGCUCGUUUUAGUCCCUCAA
This is a messenger RNA of Brachypodium distachyon (stiff brome), 3558 nucleotides long. RefSeq names its product F-box protein SKIP28. The record is from RefSeq and is a predicted model, not a curated record. Gene Ontology annotation, cellular component: cytoplasm. The transcript has 3 exons. Gene Ontology annotation, molecular function: protein binding. The coding region runs from base 2644 to 3324 and encodes 226 amino acids. NCBI's taxonomy places the organism in Eukaryota, Viridiplantae, Streptophyta, Magnoliopsida, Poales, Poaceae.